Molecule: messenger RNA, 411 nt
Organism: Rangifer tarandus platyrhynchus (Svalbard reindeer)
Lineage: Eukaryota; Metazoa; Chordata; Mammalia; Artiodactyla; Cervidae
Source: the annotation of a GenBank genome assembly
AUGGGGUUCCUCUCUGGGGAAAUGUCACAGUUGCUGAGGUAUCGGGCAGUGCUGGAAGCCAAAGCCAUGCAGGCUGGGGAGGAAUGGGGAGGCACCCCCAAGCUGGGAGGGAAAGAUGGCUUGCAAACAGCCCCAAGGUCUCUGACCACGUGUCUCUACAAGCAGUACGGCCAGAUGAAGCCAGCAGUGUUGGGGACCAGGGAGGGACACCAGUCACACAGCAGCGGCCACCACAGAACACUUUUUCGGAAUGUCUGUGGCAGUUUAGAUGGUCCAAAAGCAUCACUGUCAAGGCUGCGGGAGAACAGAUGCUCCAUUAAGGGAAGUGAGCCCCCAGGUGACCGGGAACCGUGGGUUCUAUUGACGUGCUGUCCCCUCUCUAGGUUUGGUCCACUACCCUGCCUGCCAUGA